AGUUCAGUUCACAAGCCUAAACUCUCACCAAGAUUUUUCUUUCUCUCUCUUCACCUUCCACACCUCUCUUGUCCUCUCUUCAUCUUCUACCUCUUUCUUCCACCAUUUCUUUUUCCUUGAAUUCUAAACUAAAAAUGGCACCUUUUUUAAACACUGACCCACUCAAAAAAGCAGCCACUGCUGCCACAACAGAGGACGAGGCGUAUCUUUGUAGAUUCCUUGCUAAUGCAGUCUCCGACGGCAGCCCUCAUGCCUGGAAGUUGUUCUACACCGGCGAGGCAAGUCAAAGACUCAGCAAGGAAGCGUGGGAAGCACUGCAAACGGUCAUGAAGGACGCUGAGAACAUGUUCCCCGCUCCUGCCUGUAGAGCUCCUAAACCCCGCCUUGCAAAAAGAAGCUCUGCCAUCAAAAAACCAGUUAUGGGUAAGAGCAAAGCAAGAGUGUUUGAAAAGCCACCGCAAAUUUCACCGGAUGCAAUUGCAGACCGAAAAUUACCAUGGGCAGGCCUACGCAUUGGGAGUGGUGCACUGGAGGAUUCAAGCAAAGCUCAUGAUAUGUACAUUGAAGGUAUUGACGGGCGAUUCCAACUUGCAACGGUGUGUAAAAAGGAACGUCGGUACACUGCCUUCAAUUACCAUGCCUAUUAUGAUGCCAUAAUGAACACACCUCUUAUGCCUCCGAUGUCUGAUCAAGCUUAGCUUGAAGACUAGCUACACCUGCUUUUGAAGAAAGAAGAAUGCGGAGUAUUGCUUUUGCCCACACACAUGCUCCUACAACUCCAAAAUUGCCAGCUCUUAUGCCUAUUUUGAAAACUAUGUUAUCAUGCAAAUUUGUAUAAAAUUAGGUGGUGUAUGCACUUUUUUGGACAAGCUCAACUAACAGAGCAAUCUAAUGUAGGAAGGAAACAAAUUUACAAGCAUUAA
This is a messenger RNA of Beta vulgaris subsp. vulgaris (sugar beet), 923 nucleotides long. RefSeq lists its product as uncharacterized. Bases 135 to 698 code for a protein of 187 amino acids. The record is from RefSeq and is a predicted model, not a curated record. Lineage: Eukaryota; Viridiplantae; Streptophyta; Magnoliopsida; Caryophyllales; Amaranthaceae. The transcript has 2 exons.